AUGCAAUCUGAGCGCAGCCGAACAGACGAUGGCAGUAGUAGCCAGACGAUAGAGAGGUCUAAUAGUAGACAGCAGCAAACACACGUCCUCAAGCUACGUGGCCAUCAGCCAGAGCAGAGAUCUGCUGUUAGAUGGGAAGAAGGCACUGUCGAUAACGAGAAUAUGAACAAGAAGAAGUCUAAGAUAUGCUGCAUCUAUCACAAACCAAAGCGUUUCGAUGAGUCCUCAGACGAAUCUGAUUGCAGCGAUAGUGAACAUAAGCCCUGCACCUCAAAGUCUAACAAAUACGACAAUCCAAGCCACAGCCACAGCCAUCCAGAGAAAUCUUAAUAAUUAUUUACUAUAAAUCACGGAUUGUACUAUUAUAUGUAUUUUACACG
This is a messenger RNA of Wallemia mellicola CBS 633.66, 380 nucleotides long. RefSeq lists its product as hypothetical. The transcript has 3 exons. The record is from RefSeq and is a predicted model, not a curated record. Gene Ontology annotation, cellular component: nucleus. Bases 1 to 330 code for a protein of 109 amino acids. NCBI's taxonomy places the organism in Eukaryota, Fungi, Basidiomycota, Wallemiomycetes, Wallemiales, Wallemiaceae. Gene Ontology annotation, molecular function: protein phosphatase 1 binding; protein serine/threonine phosphatase inhibitor activity.